This is a messenger RNA of Brassica rapa (field mustard), 2377 nucleotides long. Its product is annotated as serine carboxypeptidase-like 45. Gene Ontology annotation, cellular component: vacuole. The record is from RefSeq and is a predicted model, not a curated record. Gene Ontology annotation, biological process: proteolysis. Lineage: Eukaryota; Viridiplantae; Streptophyta; Magnoliopsida; Brassicales; Brassicaceae. Gene Ontology annotation, molecular function: serine-type carboxypeptidase activity.
GGACGCCUGGACCAGACUCAUGUUCUUCUCAAUCUUUUAUAGUGUAGCUGUAACCAUCUCAAGUGCCGUGGUCCACAGUGAUAUUUAUAAGGGAUUGGUUCUGCGAUAAUUGAAACAAGUAUGUGGAUUUUCGGUAUGUUAUCUUUUUGUUAUUAUUCAAAUUUGAAUUUUGAAAUCAACAAAUAUGAACUAAUAAAAACAAAUAAUUGUAGUUAGUGCAAAGUAUGCAUAUUUACCGAAAUAAAGAAAAUUAUAAUGGAAUGGAGACCAUAAUAGAUGUGGAACAAUUAAAAUGAUGGUCAUAAUUAUUAAAUAAUUUCGACUAAAACAAGUUCUUAUCCAAUUUUUAUUUUAUAAAUAGAUAUAAUUGAUCUUUAUAGUUUUGAAAAAAAAAUCAGGCUUUGUCAAUUAAUAAAAAGUUAUAUGUAUAAAUACAUCCGAUAAAGAGGCUGCAGCUGAAGUUUCUGCUCUUGGUUCGAGUAGUAUUGGCCAUCUAGUCGUAUUUUAAAUGAAUUUAAUCGUCUAUGAAUGUAUCCGAAUAUAAGAUUUCGUGAAAUUAGUAUUUUGGUCUAGAAAGUUCGGGAUCUCCAGGGAUCAAAAUAAAAAGCAAAAAUACAUGUGGACUGCAGCACUUGAUAUAAAUGCCAAGAAGCAAGUGAGAAAACAAAGACUCCAAAGUCAUCACUUGUCUCCUCUUCCUUUCUUCUCGGCAACAACCACAACACACCAAAGAAGAAGAAGUGACAUCAAGACACAUCAUGUCUCCCCCUCUCCAAUGCUUUACAAUAUCCAUAGUCCUGUUUCUGAGCUUCUCCAGUGUUCUGUCUCACUCCGACCGGAUCACGCGUCUACCCGGUCAACCCCGGGUCGGAUUCCAGCAGUACUCUGGUUAUGUCACCGUCGACGAAAAGAAACAGAGGGCUCUGUUUUACUACUUGGCCGAAGCUGAAACCGAUCCCAUUAAUAAGCCUCUGGUUCUCUGGCUCAAUGGAGGACCUGGAUGUUCAUCUUUGGGUGUUGGUGCAUUCUCAGAGAACGGACCAUUUAGACCAAAAGGACCUGUUUUGGUCAAGAAUCAACAUAGCUGGAACCAAGAGGCAAAUAUGUUGUAUCUAGAGACACCUGUUGGAGUUGGAUUCUCAUAUUCAACUCAGUAUGAGAGUGUGAAUGAUAAAAUCACUGCAAGAGACAACCUUGUGUUCUUGCAAAGAUGGUUCCUCAAGUUCCCUCACUAUCUCAAUCGAAGUCUCUUCAUCACUGGCGAAAGUUAUGCGGGCCAUUAUGUUCCCCAACUAGCUGAGCUUAUGAUUCAGUACAACCAGAAGCACCAUCUGUUCAAUCUCAGAGGAAUUGCUAUUGGCAAUCCGGUUCUGGAGUUUUCAACUGACUUCAAUUCCCGGGCUGAGUACUUCUGGUCUCACGGCUUGAUCUCGGACUCAACUUACAAAAUGUUCACUUCUUACUGUAAUUACUCACGCUAUGUGAGUGAGUACUAUAGAGGGUCAAUGUCUAGUAUCUGCUCUAAAGUGAUGAGUCAAGUUAGCACUGAGACUAGCCGUUUUGUCGACAAGUAUGAUGUCACUCUCGACGUCUGCAUUCCCUCUGUGCUAUCUCAAUCCAAAGUCGUAAGCCCUAACCAAGUGGGAGAAUCUGUGGAUGUAUGUGUGGAAGAUGAGACGGUGAAGUAUCUAAACCGAAGAGAUGUGCAGGAAGCUCUUCAUGCUAGACUCGUAGGAGUACGCGAAUGGACAGUUUGCAGCAAUGUUCUUGAUUACCAAUUGCUUGAUGUGGAAAUACCGACCAUUAACAUCGUAGGGAGCCUUGUUCAAGCUGGAGUUCCUGUUCUUGUGUACAGUGGAGAUCAAGAUUCAGUGAUCCCGUUGACAGGAAGUAGAACCUUAGUGAACAGAUUGGCCAAACGAUUGGGACUGAGAACAAGUGUGCCUUAUCGAGUCUGGUUUGCAGGACAACAGGUUGGUGGCUGGACUCAAGUCUAUGGAAAUGUCUUGUCAUUUGCAACUGUGCGAGGAGCUUCACAUGAGGUCCCAUUCUCACAGCCUCAUAGAUCACUAGUGCUUUUCAAAGCGUUCUUGGACGGUCAUCCUCUUCCUGAAGAGUUCUGAUACUAACCGUGAUCGCUUUUGUAAAGAUUUUGGCAAAUGGUUUAACCUAAGAAUAUGGUUUAUUUAAUCGGCGAAAAAAAGCCAAGAAAAAAAAAGCGGAAAGAUUUGUUUUAUUUUUGUUGUUGUAAAAGAUGUGAACCUUGUGGUAGGAAGGAAGUGUAUGUUCUUGGAAGUUGAGUGUUGUGUUAAACUACGACAGGAGCUUCUACUUGCAUUGUUAAGUCUUUAAAUUCAAGGGCUAUGAUUGGUUUUGA